Messenger RNA from Striga asiatica, 2409 nucleotides. The record is from the annotation of a GenBank genome assembly. Lineage: Eukaryota; Viridiplantae; Streptophyta; Magnoliopsida; Lamiales; Orobanchaceae.
AUGAUCCUCCGUGGCAUGACAUUAUUGACCCUCUUUCUGUGUGCGCAAUCCGCGGCCCCACCAUUCUCUUGCGACUCGAGCAAACUCCCGUUGUGCGACGCACGGCUGCCGAUUGGGGCCCGAGUGAAGGACUUGGUUUCCCGGCUGAGCCUCGACGAGAAGAUACAGCAGCUAGUGAACACGGCGGCGUCUAUCCCGCGGCUGAACAUCUCCGCGUACGAGUGGUGGUCGGAGGCCCUGCAUGGGAUUUCCCGCCACGGAAAGGGAAUUAAUUUCGGCGCCGGCCCCGUGAAGUCCGCCACCAUGUUCCCGCAGGUCAUUCUCACCGCCGCCUCAUUUGAUGCCAAUCUCUGGUAUCGUGUGGCUCAGGCUAUUGGAGAAGAGGGCCGAGCCGUGUACAAUGCAGGACAGGCAAAGGGGCUAACAUUUUGGGCGCCAAACAUAAACAUAUUUAGGGACCCCAGAUGGGGUAGAGGUCAAGAGACACCUGGCGAGGACCCAUUGGUUGCCGGAAAGUACUCAGUGGCUUACGUUAGGGGAAUUCAAGGGGACAGUUUUGAAGGAGGAGAGCUUAAGGAUGGUCGGCUCAAAGCCUCCGCUUGUUGCAAACACUACACUGCCCAUGAUUUAGACAAUUGGAAAGGGGUCACUCGUUACGUCUUUGAUGCCAAAGUAAGCAAGCAAGAUUUAGCGGAUACGUAUCAGCCGCCAUUUAGGGCAUGUGUGGAAGAAGGGCGGGCGAGUGGCAUAAUGUGCGCAUACAACCGUGUGAAUGGGGUGCCGAGUUGUGCGGAUUACAAUCUACUCACUGAGACUGCUCGAAAACAGUGGGGUUUUCAAGGGUACAUUGUCUCGGACUGCGAUGCCGUUGCAGUCAUACAUGACCAGCAAGGGUAUGCUAAACAGCCUGAAGAUGCAGUUGCAGAUGUUCUUCAAGCUGGCAUGGACAUUGACUGUGGCAGCUACCUUUUGAAACACACAAAUUCAGCUGUGGCCCGUAACAAAACCCUUGAACAACACAUCGACCGGGCCCUCACCAACCUCUUCUCCAUCCGAAUCAGACUCGGGCUUUUCAACGGCGACCCAUCAAAACUCGAAUACGGCAAAAUCAGCCCGGCCCAAAUCUGCAGCAAAGCCCACCUCGACCUGGCCCUGGAAGCCGCCCAAUCCGGCAUAGUCCUCCUCAAAAACGACGCAAAACUCCUCCCUUUCCAAAAGGCCCAUCAAAACGCAUCAAUUGCCGUCAUUGGGCCCCACGCAAACUCCACCGAGCCCUUUCUUGGGAACUACGAAGGCUUCCCCUGCGGGAACACCACAAUCCUCGAAGCCCUCCAAAAGUACAACUCGUUAAGCACGGUUAGGUACCACCCGGGCUGCGAGUCUGUCAAUUGUACCUCGGAUAGAUUAAUUGAUGAAGCAGUGAGCGUAGCAAAAGAAGCCGACUAUGUUGUUAUGGUGAUGGGUUUGGAUCAAACGAUCGAGCGGGAAAAACUCGACAGGCUCGAGCUUGGCUUGCCAGGGAAUCAGGAAAAUUUUGUGAUUAGAGUUGCGAAGGUUGCGAAAAGGCCAUUGGUGCUGGUUUUGCUGUGUGGGGGCCCAGUUGAUGUUUCGUUUGCUAAAGAGAACCCUAAAAUUGGGGGCAUCUUGUGGGCGGGCUAUCCGGGAGAGGCCGGGGGAGUUGCCGUUGCACAGACUUUGUUCGGGGAUAACAAUCCAGGCGGGAAAUUACCGGUGACUUGGUACCCGAAAGAAUUUGUGAGAGUAGCAAUGACGGAUAUGAGAAUGCGGCCGGAACCAUCCACCUACUAUCCGGGCCGGACUUACAGAUUCUACACGGGCCCAAAAGUUUUUGAAUUCGGGCACGGACUAAGCUACACAGAGCACUCUUACGAAUUUGUCUCUGUUAAGCCACACAACAUUUCUGUAAAUAGAAAAUCAGGCCGUCAUGGGCAGGCCCGGUCCGCAACAGUUUCGGGCCUGGGAGCAGCCAAGGCAUGCAAGGAGAUGAAGUUGGAGGUGCAGGUGAAGGUCAAAAAUCGUGGGGAUAUGGAGAGUAAACAUGCGGUGUUGCUGUUUGUGCGGGAUAAUAAGGGGAGAAGGCUGGUCGGGUUUCAGAGUGUGAGUUUGAGGGAAGAGGAAAGUAAAGAGAUUGGUUUUGUGGUGAGGCCGUGUGAGCAUCUUAGCCGUGCGAACGAGGAUGGGGUGAUGGUGAUUGAGGAGGGUACAUUGAACUUGGAGGUGGGGGAUGAAGUCUAUACCGUUGAUGUUUUUUUUCCGAGUUUGAAAUUCUAAUACCUUCCCUAAAUUCUGCAAUUUUUCGUAAUAUUGUUCUUUUUUUCCCUUUUUUUUUUUAUCUGCUUUUAAUUCAGACAGAUGAGUUAUUAUUCAUAUGUUUUGUUUAGUUAUAAA